This is a messenger RNA of Scomber japonicus (chub mackerel), 1218 nucleotides long. RefSeq names its product gap junction protein alpha 13.1 (gene gja13.1). NCBI's taxonomy places the organism in Eukaryota, Metazoa, Chordata, Actinopteri, Scombriformes, Scombridae. The coding region runs from base 71 to 928 and encodes 285 amino acids. The transcript is spliced from 2 exons. Gene Ontology annotation, biological process: cell communication. The record is from RefSeq and is a predicted model, not a curated record. Gene Ontology annotation, cellular component: connexin complex.
GUCCAAGCUCGGAGCGAGUCAGUCCGCUGAGUCCUGGUCUACAGAUUGAUAAUUAAACAUCAGCAUAAAGAUGGGCGACUGGGGCUUCUUGUCAACCCUGCUGGAUAAAGUCCAGUCCCACUCCACGGUCAUCGGGAAGAUCUGGAUGAGCGUCCUCUUCCUUUUCCGGAUCAUGGUCCUGGGAGCCGGAGCCGAGAGCGUCUGGGGGGACGAGCAGUCGGGUUUCAUCUGCAACACUCAACAACCCGGUUGUGAGAACGUGUGCUACGAUCACGUCUUCCCCAUCUCCCACAUCCGCUUCUGGGUCCUCCAGAUCAUCUUCGUCUCCACGCCGACGCUGGUCUACCUGGGCCACGCCAUGCACGUCAUCAGCAAGGAGAACAAGCUGAGGGAGAAGCUGGCGAGCCCCGGCGGGACCCGGCUGCUCAAAAUGCCCAAAUACACCAACGAGAAGGGGCAGGUGAAGAUCAAAGGCAACCUGCUGGGGAGCUACCUGACCCAGCUCAUCGUCAAGAUCCUCAUCGAGGCGGGCUUCAUCGUGGGUCAGUACUACCUGUACGGCUUCGUCAUGGUGCCCAUGUUCCCCUGCUCCAGGUCUCCCUGCCCCUUCACCGUAGAGUGCUACAUGUCCCGACCCACCGAGAAGACCAUCUUCAUCAUCUUCAUGCUGGUGGUGGCCUGCGUCUCUCUGCUGCUCAACUUCAUUGAGGUGUUCUACCUGCUCUGCACCAGGGUCCGAUGCGGGUCCAAGUCUCGCAACCAGAAGAUGAAUUCGGCAGAAAACCCUGCGAGCCUGUCGACGCUGCGGUGGCCGACGGCGGAGGACUCUCUGAAGCAGAACAGGAUGAACAUGGAGCUGGAGGGAAGCCAGAGUAUCGGAGGAAGUCUGGACGGAGCCAAAGAGGAGAAACGGCUGCUGAGUCACUAACAAACCGUCUUUAUAUAACUUAUUAAAAGCUGCCUGAUGGCCUCACAGAAACACUUUAUGUCAGAAUAUCAAGGAAAAGAAGUCACUGUGUAGUAUGUUGUGUUAUUGAUAAGAGAAGUAUUUUUAAGGCCUCAUUGUUGUAAUUUUCACGUUUAUUUUGUCUAAUCAUGGAAAAUGUGCAAUAUGUUUGUGUUGAUGCUGUAAAUCUGUGACAAUGAGCUCUCCUUUAACUUAUUACUGACAUUUUUUUUAUGCUGUUUUCAAUAAAUGAUUCAAGUUUGGAUAAAAAA